This is a messenger RNA of Neurospora hispaniola, 1302 nucleotides long. RefSeq names its product glycosyl hydrolase. The record is from RefSeq and is a predicted model, not a curated record. Bases 165 to 1217 code for a protein of 350 amino acids. The transcript has 3 exons. Lineage: Eukaryota; Fungi; Ascomycota; Sordariomycetes; Sordariales; Sordariaceae.
GAGUGGCAUACAGAUGGUUCUAUGGAAAAGGUAGAAGAGCUUCUUGGGAUAUAAAUGUCUUUCAAGUCCCAGAUGUUUCUGUUGCCGCAUCUAGACCUUCUUGAGCCGCUUCGAUAUCCCUUCUUCCCGACCUGAUCCUACGAGCGCGUCCUGCGCGUCAAGAAAUGAGAAUCCCCAGUCUCACUCUCCUCGUCUCUACCUGGGCGUGGGCCUGCUGCGCCCUCGUCAUCGACACCGCAUCCUUGGGUCUUGACAAUAACCAGAUAGUCCAGCGCGCCGACCCAUCGCUCGCCGGAUACCUGGGUGUCUUCUUCCUCGGCGCCGAUCCAUACGUCUACUUCUACCUCAGCAACGGCAACAACCCCAUCUCGUUCAAGGCUCUAAACAAAGGCUCGCCAAUCUUCAAGCCGACGAAGGGGACAGGCGGUGUUCGGGAUCCGACUAUCGUUCCGGGUGGAGGCAGCGAGGCAGGGAAGAAGUGGUAUAUCAUUGGGACGGAUCUGAAUAUUGGAAAGACAACAUGGGACGCGGCACAACGAACAGGCUCCAAGGGGAUAUUUGUCUGGGAAAGCACCGAUCUCAUCAACUGGGUCAAUGAAAGACUUGUGAUCGUAGAAGACAAUACGGCCGGCAUGGUAUGGGCACCUGAAGCGAUUUGGGAUCCGGCAAAGGGUCAAUAUCUCGUCCAUUGGGCUUCCAAAUUUUACUCCCCCUCCGACCCCUCCCACACCGGCACCCCCUCCUCCACCAAGAUCCGCUACGCCUACACCUCCGACUUCCGCACCUUCUCCACUCCCCAGACGUACAUCGACCGAUCCCCAACCAACAUCAUCGACCUAACCAUUCUUCCUCUCAACUCUUCCUCCUCCUACCUCCGCUUCAUGAAAGACGAAUCCCUCAAGACCGUCUUCGUCGAAACAUCCACCACCGGUCUUUUUGGUAGUUGGACCCGCGUCGGCGGUGCCUCAGCCAUAAUCGAAUCGGGCGUAGAAGGCCCCGCGGCGUAUUGGGAUAAUACCACUCCCGGAAAAGUCCAUUUGCUAUUAGACUUUUAUGGGAGUGAUGGGUAUCGACCGUAUGAGAGUACGAAUCCGGAAAGGAAUAGUGGUGGGUGGACGGCGAGUUCGAGGACGGGGUGGCCGACGGGGUUGAGGCAUGGGAGUGUGUUGCCUGUGGAUGGGACGGUUUGGGAGAGGUUGAAUGCUAGGUGGGGUUGAUGAUCAAAAAAAUGAAUACCCAAAAAAAGGAGGUGGGUUGGGAUGGGGAGUGAAAUGGGACUGGGACUGGAACUGGAUGAGAAUU